AUGGAACAGAUUGAAGAGCAAUCCAAGUACCUUGAUGAGGUGGAAGCGGCCAGCAGCUGCGCGAACCGAGACGAGGAUGGCAAUCAAAUCAAAUCAAAGGCGAAAUUGAGAAGAGCUCCUCCAAGGAUACACGUCAGCCUGCUUGUCAAGGAGCAGGAGGCCAGCUUCAAUGCGGCGUUCUCUGGUAGUGUUCACGAUGCUCUCCUGAAGCAGCAGCGUCAAACUUUCGAGGCAAGCAAUGCCGUGACCAAGUUUAUAGAACUGCAAUCAGAGCAGAUGAAUGUCUCCCGGCCCUUCUACAACAUGCCUAAUCAUGACGAAUUCUUCAGGGACGUCAUUGACCCCAAGGAUCUCGAGGCCAUUGGAGUCGCAGUCCUCGUCCCACACGAGCACCGCCAGGAGAUGCUCGACUACGAGGCCGAGCACUGCCCUGAUUGUUUGUACAACUCCCACAUGCAUCGCUUUGGCAACAUUGACAUGAUCAUCCCGGGUGUUGCUGACGAGUUUCUAGCUAUCGCUCCCGAAGGCGGGCUAGAGCUCAGCCCUGAAAAAGAAUUCUACGGGUUACUUACCUACCGAUACAUGCCCAUGGACAGCUGCAGCGUGCAGAUGGAUUACCUCUCCGAUCCAGAGUACGGUCCAUUGUUCGAUACUGCCAUCCUCUUGGACCAACCACUUAUUACCUAUGUCGCUGUCACAGGGGUUCCGUACGCUCAAGAUGAUCAUGUCUUGCGAAUGUGUCGGUUUGCGUCCAACUGCCUCAGCCUCUUUGCCACCACCUUGCAUCGUCUGGAAGACACAGUGAGUAGGGCCGAUCUGAGACUUCGAGUUGGUAUACAUUCCGGUGAAGUCACUGGAGGGGUCCUCCGUGGCUUGAGGUCGAGGUUCCAGUUGUUCGGGGACGCAAUGAAUACUGCCUCUCGCCAUGAGACCACUGGGGCGCCAGGACGGGUUCACGUGUCCAUUACAUCUGCUGACCUCAUCAAGGAGAACGGACAUGCGGAUUGGCUUGAGAAACGAGAGGACAAGGUGGUGGCGAAGGGCAAAGGCGAACUUGAAACUUAUUGGCUGAAGGUCAAUGUCGUCGAGGCCCAGACAGAAACAACCUCAAGGGUCUCCUCGGUCAAUGGCUGGUAA
Messenger RNA from Seminavis robusta, 1137 nucleotides. NCBI's taxonomy places the organism in Eukaryota, Bacillariophyta, Bacillariophyceae, Naviculales, Naviculaceae. The record is from the annotation of a GenBank genome assembly.